UCGACGGACGCGUCGAUGCUGAGGAAGGCCAUGAAGGGCUUCGGCACCGACGAAGCCUCCAUCAUCAACAUUCUUGCCAACAGGACCAGUGACCAGCGUCAGAGAAUCAUAUUGUCUUACAAACAAGCUUAUGGCAAGGAUUUGAUCAAGGAUCUGAGGAGCGAGCUGAGUGGCGGGUUCGAGCGCGUUGUACUCGCCAUGAUGACCCCAACAGUUGUGUUACUGGUCGACCACCUCUACAGUGCGACCAAGGGGCUCGGUACCAAUGAGAACACGUUGGUCGAAAUCCUGUGCACUCGAAACAACAGGGAGAUUAGCGAAAUCAAUGCGAUGUAUCACCGAAAAUACGGGCGUCCUUUACAAAAAGACUUGGAGGCGGACACUUCAGGGCACUUCCGUCGUCUGCUCGUGUCUAUGACUGCCGGCGCUCGCGAUGAGAUGAACCACAACCUGAACCUGGCUCCGCAGCUCGCGCAGCAGCUCUACCGAGCAGGCGAGGGCAGGAUGGGCACGGACGAAGUCGAGUUCAACAGGAUCUUGGCCUCCUACUCCUUCCCGGUGCUACGCGCCGUGCUCGAGGAGUACAAGAAAAUUAAGGGCAAGAGUCUGUAUGACGCUAUCAGGAGCGAGUUCUCAGGCGACAUCAAGACCGGUCUGCUGGCCGUGGUCAUGUGCAUUGAGAACAGACAUCAGUUCUUUGCCAAGUGUCUGCACGACGCCAUGAGGGGCCUAGGAACUAAAGAUGACACUCUCAUCCGCAUCAUCGUCACGAGAGCUGAGAUUGAUCUCGGCAACAUCAAGCACGAAUAUCAACGCGUCUUCGGCCGCACUCUUGAGAGCGACAUCAGAGGUGACACUUCUGGCGACUACAAGCGGAUGUUGUUGGCAAUCGUCCAGGGCUGAACUCGUCCCUCCUCACCAGUCAACUGAAAAGCUAAACUUUUGAUGUCAAUAUUUACGUUAUUUUUAGGUAUGUACUCCAAAGGUUGUUGACAAAGUCGCCAGUUGAAUUUUAAAGGCUUUUAAGACGAUUGUCAAAUACACGAGUAUAAUUUUAGGAUUUUAUUCCUCGUUGUUACAGAAAAGUGCUUCAAGCUGCGGGAACACUGACUUUACUUCUUUGUGCAUCUUAUUCCUAGACAAGUUUUAUGUGUGAUUUUUAAUUACUUAUAUCAUACGCACGUCUCAAUCGCUAAAAAAUUUCAUAAAAUCAUGGCACGUUUCAUUAGUAACUUUUUUACUCCAACAAUUAGCUUGGGACAAAUAAAACAGGCAUCAAACUGUCGACGUUCAGGCAGAAAAUUUUCAGUUAAUUAAUUGUGCAUUUGCUGCAUCGGCCAACCGUAUUCCCGCUAGCUUUGCAAAUAAGUAUCAUCUGUAUGAAUAAUGUAAGCGAUGCAAGUGAUUUUUGUACCGCUAAUUUUUUUGUGAAGACUUUAAAAAAAGUUUCCAGUAAAAUAGUCGUAUUUCCGUUAAUUAGGUUAAAAAAACGUGCUCCAUUGUACCAUUCAUUGUGAAAAUGAAAUGCUCAGAACCACCGAA
Messenger RNA from Hyalella azteca, 1542 nucleotides. RefSeq names its product annexin A7-like. The record is from RefSeq and is a predicted model, not a curated record. Gene Ontology annotation, cellular component: cytoplasm. Gene Ontology annotation, molecular function: calcium ion binding; calcium-dependent phospholipid binding. NCBI's taxonomy places the organism in Eukaryota, Metazoa, Arthropoda, Malacostraca, Amphipoda, Hyalellidae.